UGAUUCAACUCUACUAGGUGGCAACUGAUUCAGCUCUGCUUGGUGGCAACUGAUUCAGCUCUGCUUGGUGGCAACUGAUUCAACUCUGCUUGGUGGUGACUGAUAACUUUUCUGGACAGCCGUUGAUUCAAUUCUACUGUAUAGCCACCGAUUCAACUCUACUAGGUGGCCACUUAUUCCACUUUAGUGGUGGCCAGUGAUUCAACUUUACUGAGUGGCCACUAAUUCCUCUCAAGUGGGUGGGAAGUGAUUCAACUUUACUGAACAGCCAUUGAUUCAAUUCUACUGGAUAGCCACUGAUUCAACUCUCCUGGAUGGACAUUGAUUCAACUCUCCUGGAUGGACAUUGAUUCAACUCUCCUGGAUGGACAUUGAUUCAACUCUACAGGAUGGCUUCAAAUUCAACUCUACUUGACAGUAUUUGUUUCAGCUCUAUUGAACAGAGUUAAACUCUUCUGCAUGGCUACUAAUUCAACUCUACAAGAUGGCCACCCAAUUCAACUCAGUACGGUUAUAAAUGUUCAACUGAACUGGUUGGCCACUGAUUCUACUGUACUAAAUGGCCACCGAUUCAACUUUAUUGGACAGUGAAUAAUCCAAGUCAACUGGACGGAACCUGAUUCAAUUCUAUGGAAUGCAACUGAUUCAACAAUUAUAGACAACCACUGGUUCAAAUCUACUGAACAGCUUCUGAUUCAACUUACUGGAUUUCUCCAUUGAGGUUUACAGAUAUGUGUCAUUGACAACCGGUGGCCUUUGGUAGGGAGGCAGUGUGAGAAUGACUGUCGAAGGCAGCAGCGUGCUACAAAGGCAGUGAUUCCUGGACGUAGGAGUCAGCAGCAGUCGUUCGUGCUUCAGGACGAGAGAUAAUUACGAUGAGAAUGGAUGUUGUUAUAGGCUUACGAUGUGACUUCUCUUUCUCCAUUGACUGAAGUAUGGGGUGCACCUCUGCCAAAACUGUGGCCCCAGAGGAACCUACCACAAAAUCAGAAAAAGUGAUUCGCUCGGCCAUCUUGAUACAGAAAUGGUAUCGUCGCUAUAUGGCACGUCUGGAGAUGCGACGGCGAUGUACCUGGAAUAUUUUUCAGUCCAUAGAGUAUUCAGGGGAACAGAAUCAGCUCAAGCUGUACAACUUCUUCACAGACAUGCUGAAACAGAUGACUCCCGACAGGACUGGUCAGCCCAAAAUAUUACAGGCUUUGUCAGACAGCAGCAGACGGCCAAUUAACUGUGAUGUUAGAACCUUAGAAGCAGAAGAUGCGGGUCUCCUCCUCCUGAGCAAUCCUAAUGAUAUUGAGGUUGGGUCUCACUACAGCGGCAUCCACCUGACAUUUCCUUUAAACCAAUCACAACUCCAGGAUCUCAUACAGUCUUUCAAAACGAAAAAGUGUCUACAUGCCAAAUACUUAUUACAACUUCUCCAUGCCACAAGAACAGCACUCAAGCAGAAAAGCAACAUCAACCAUGCUACCAUUUCCAUCUCUAAACAAAUCACGGUGUGUGGUGACCUUCAUGGCAAACUCGACGACCUCUAUAUGGUCUUCCAUAAGAAUGGUUUGCCUUCAGUUGACAAUCCAUAUGUCUUUAAUGGAGACUUCGUCGACAGGGGGAAUAACUCUGUUGAGAUAUCUGUGAUACUUUUUACAUGUUUUUUGCUGCAUCCCAAUGAAGUGUAUAUCAACCGUGGUAACCAUGAGGAUCACAUCAUGAACCUACGGUACGGCUUCGUGAAAGAAGUCAACAAGAAAUACUCAGUCCAUGCCAAUAGCAUCCUUCGACUUUUUGAAGACCUGUUCAGUUGGUUGCCCCUGGCAACCAUUAUUGAUGACAAGGUGCUGGUUGUCCACGGAGGGUUCUCCAACACAACAGACCUGGACCUCAUUGCCAAGCUUGACAGACACAAGUUUCUGUCCACCCUACAUCCAUCUCGGGGGUUUGAUGAUGAAAAUCUGACAGAAAUGGAACUACUGGAAUGGAAACAGGUUCUGGAUCUGCUGUGGAGUGAUCCACGAAUGCAAGAUGGCUGUCUUCCUAACACAUUCCGAGGAGGAGGAAGUUACUUUGGGCCGGAUGUUACCACAAUGAUCCUAAACAAGCAUAACUUACAACGACUCAUACGUUCUCAUGAGUGCAAGGUCGAAGGAUAUGAAUAUACUCACAAUGAUAAGGUCCUGACGAUAUUCUCAGCCUCUAACUAUUACGAGGUUGGCAGCAACAAAGGUGCUUACAUCAAGCUGACCGGUCCAGAUCUGUCAUGUCACAUUGUCCAGUAUAUGGUCAACAAACACUCCACCAAACGCAAAAUCACCUUCACCAAAAGGAUUAGCCAGGUGGAGAAGAUAGCCAUGAGGGACCUCAAGAGGAAGAUCCUAGGCUGUCAGACAGAGCUGAUGACUCACUUUACAUCACAUGACCCAGAAACUACAGGUAUGAUCUCAGUGAUAGAGUGGUGUAAUGUACUGGAGGGAGUGAUGCAGAUGGAGUUGCCAUGGAGAACGAUGCGACCUCACCUGGCGAAGUGUGAUGUUAACGGUGCUGUCCUCUACAAGACCACAUUCAAUGACAUGAAGCUGUAUCAUGGAUUUACUGAGGGCGGUCACAGUAUCACAGAGAUGCUGUACAGGAACAAGGACAGUCUGGAGACCAUCUUCAGGAUCUUUGAUAAAGACAAUUCAGGUACGAUUUCCAUGGCAGAGUUUGAGGAAGCUCUCGAUGUGAUGAUUAACACCCAAGAGAUAUCUGUAUCACAUGACCAAAUCAAAGACAUUGCUCAUAGUCUUGACUUAAACAAGGAUGGAUUCAUUGACUUCAAUGAAUUUUUAGAAGCUUUUAGAAUUGUUGAUCCAUAUGGGAAGGAUACUCGUAAAAGUUUGUCCUGCAACUCAGAAACAGACUCCAUAGGAACUGAUGACUGUGAGCGAAGCACACCAUGCUUGAGGUCCGACGAACCAAAAUCACGCAAAAUAUCUAAACUCUGUGACAUUGAGGAAAUGGAGAUAUCCGAAGCAUAACAUUAAAGACAUCAGAGUUAUAGAGAGCUCUGAAAAAAAAAUCUCCAAUGCCUGGUUCAAGUGCUAUUUCUUUUGAAGCAAAAAUUUGAAGGUUUUUAAAGAAUGAACUGUUGAUCUCCAAUGCGUCAUCUCUAUGACAUCUAGGAAUUACCAUAUUAUCCUUCAAUAAGCCGAGAGGACCCACAUAAAAUUUCAGACACAAAGUCAGUGACUAGGGCUAUUGCAGCAUGUUCAGGACAAUGAAAUAGAGGUUAUGCUAUUGACCAAUAAAAACAUGGGUGGGCUUAUUAUCAAGCAUGGGUGUAUUGCUGGAUAUAUUUGGUACAGGAUUAAUCCUUGGUGUCUCAAAAUCAAGUGAUCUUUGCCAGUCUUUAAAAAGAGAUUAUUCUCCUCAAUAACUAUUCAUAUAAUAAUACACAAUAAUAUUUUUAUACACUAUGUUAUAUAUAUGUUGUUUUUUUGUUGAUUUAAACUAUUAAUGAUUUUGUACAAAUUUAAUGUAUUUAUUUCAAACCUCUUAAAUUAUUCUUCCUUGUAUCAUUAAAUGACCAAAUCCUUCAUAUCCUUAAUAUAUAAGUGAAAAAAUCAGAUUGGAUUAACAUUUAUAAGCAUAAAAAUGGUUCUUCAAAGUUACACUAAUGUAUGAUAAGUAAUAAUGUUUUUGUCUGAAGUCUCUAGAGUAAACAAUUUGUAUACAUAAAUAUGUCUUGUUAUAGUGUACCAAGUUAAGUAAAAAAACUUCUUUUAUGGUAAAUAUCUCUGCAAAACUGGCAUGAACCAGUCAAAAAAUGUAACUUUGGAGAAUACAUGCAUCAAAGAUAUUCCUAUUACAAAUAUUAAAGCUGGCUCAGCGAUCAUGAAAUUUUCUUAACUAUUUUUUUCUCAACUAAUCACACAUCAUUGGUAACCUACAGUCGUCUUGUUACAUGUCUCUUUACUUACUAAUUUUACAUAUAUGACCUUAAUUUUAAUAAAGCUCACUGUGAUUGGUUAAGUCAAAAAAGAUAAUUUUAUAUCGGAGAGAUCGUUUCAUGAUCCUGGGCCAGGGGAAAUAACUCUUACAAAUCAGUCCCAAAGAAGCAAAUGAUAUUAGACUCGUCUGACACAAGAAAAGUUAAAAUGUAUGAUAUGGUCAUUGUUUGAGAAUAGAUUUGAUACGUGUACAUACAAGUUAUUUAUGCUUUGAUGUAAGAUGUGUUUUUAUCAAGUCCCAGUGAGUGGUUUAUGAUUUGAUGAGAGGAGCCAAACCUAUUUUCUGAUUGGACGAGAGUUCGAGGAGCCUAACAUAUUUCUGAUUGGAUGAGUGGAGACUAGUUUCUGAUCUUCUGCUUGGAUUAGAGAAGCCAGUCAGCUUUAUGAUUUGAUGAGUCCUGGUUCUGAUUGGAUGAGAGGAGUCCAACCUAUUUUCUGAUUGGAUGAGAGGACCCUAGAUGCGACUGGUUAAUGAGAUGUGUGUGACAUAAUCAGUAUUUAUCCAGUCCCAGAGGAAGUCUUUUAUAUUUUUGUGGAAUAAUGGAUGAUUGUUAUCAAUAUAUUCUUCCCUAUGUGAUUCAAACAAGUUAAUUUCAAACUAUACAUUUUUUCUACACUACUUUUGUUCAUGUAUCACAUUUUUUGUCGGCCAGAAAAGUCUCUCUUAGCAAAGAGGACUUAGAAGUUAUCUUUAAUACAGGUUGUUCCCGUGCCCAGGUGGUCUUUACAGUGUUUUAUGAUACAGGUGACCAAUGACCGCUGGUUUCUUAAAAUAUGGUCCAAUGAUACAAGCAAUCUCUGACUUAUAUAAAGCAGUCUCUUUGUUGUUUGCCCAAAUUAAAUGCAAUGUGCCCUUACAUGGACAAAAGUCGAGUAAAAAAAAUUGUUAACUUUUCUUUUACAACAAUUGUUCAAAAAAAAGUUAAGAGCAACUUAUCAUAUAGCCAGUUGUUUGUAACAUCCGACAGUCGGACACAGGAAUCGAACCCUGGCCAUCUAGGUGAAAAGCAAGUGUGUCACAGCUGUGCUACCCGACACAAACAGGGUGUGCCUAAUACUACCGUUAAAAGGACAAAAAAAAUUCUCGUUUCUUUAACAAAAUAUACUUAUUAAACAUGAAUCUGAAAGUGUAUAUAAGCAUGUUUUUUAAUCACUCAUUUAUGACCUUUAUCUAGAAUAAAGGCUUUUACCGCCAUUUUUUAUUGUACUUCCUUCGAUUCUUUUCAAUGUUAAAACCAAACAAAAUUUUGAUGACUCCCAAUAAAUUUUUUCUUACAUCAACACGUCUUGUAUCCUUUGUGUUGGUAAAUUUUUCCGGUGUUCAGAAAUUUCAUGGUAAUAUAUUCUAUUUUACAGGCAAGUAAUGUUUUAAGUCUUAAAUACAAAGUCAAUAUUUUUAAGUUUGAAGGGCAAUAAGUUAUACACUGUACAUUAUUCUGUAGAAAUUUUUUAUGAGUUGCGAAAACAUAUUACUCCAUGCAACUUAUCUUCAAGUGGAAGUUUCAAUCCAACCAGGACUGCUUAUACCGAUGGGGUAACAAAAUCUUACACACUACACAGCUCAUCUAGUCGUGACACUUUUUUGUCAUAUUUGAUGUAGUGAUGUCAUGAUUAAAAUUAUGCCCACGCAUAACCAACAAGGGAGGAAAUUCACUCCAAUGAAGAUUUCAGAAUAGUUCCCAUCACUUUUGGAUAUAAAGAAUCUAUUAACUGUACAUGUGAUCCAGCUUUCUCUUACCCUGGACAGGUACAUCCAUAUGUUGGUUAAGAUUGCUAUAUGCUCAUCAUAUAGCACCAAUAUAUACAAUAUUUAUUGUACCGUACGAAUAUAUGAAGACGUUUUAUUUUAAAAACAUUCUUUAGAGUAUCAAGCACAAUUAUCGGAUAUCACUUUACCUGCACAUGUCAUAAAUGAAUUGUUCAUCGGGAUGUCUCUCACGAAGCCGACUUGGAGAAAAUGUGAAACCACAAAAUGUUGCUAGUUUUACCAAUAUAGGAAGUGAAAAUAUGCAACACUUCAGUAAAAUGACCAGUUUCAAAAAUUUUGAUUAUUACCAACUGCAUUUGAGUGCAAUAUUCAUCAUAUUCCAUCAACUUUCAGAAUUUGUUUUUUUUAUAUUUAUUAUCAAAACAUCUAGAAGUUAUCUUGAAUGAAGAUGGCCACUGAUACAUGGUAUGGAGAACUAUCUUGUUCGUGGUCAUGUUCUUACGUAGAUCAUGUAUUAAAGUGUUCUUGUACCACUCUUAUGUCACCUUAACGAUUGCACCCAUAGGACACCCAGCGAUCUCUUCAAAUAAAGACAAAGAUUCCAUUUUAUUUUAAUUAAAAAGUUUUAUAUGUAAAAUUCAUUAUCUACACACAAAUUUAAAUAUAUAAUAAUCAUGAUGAAAUAAUCCCUAAGUCAACAAUAUGAUGGGAAUGUGCUGCCCUCUGUUACUGUAAAAACAUGCCCCCUUUAUAGGGUUCUUACUUCAUCUGCCGCACCAGAUAAAAAUUUACAUUUUCACCUCAUCAUGCGAUUACACUAAAAGACAUUCAUCCCAUACAAAGCAUUCAUAAAAAUAAAUUUAACACAAUCAUACAUAAUUUUUGUUCAAAGUUUACAGACAUCAGCAAACACACAUGAUCACUUUAGUAACAUCCUCAGAAGACAGAAUAAAGACAACAGUAAAAGUUUGUACAGAGAGCAACAGUAUGUACACAGGUGCUAACAGAAUGGCAGAAAAGAGGCAUGGAUAAAUAAAGACAAUCACAAUGAUACAUUAUGGGGUAAAAAAUACUUAUGAAUAAUGAGAAUCAUUUCUGACUAUGAUUGAUGUUCCUACAAAUUUGUUCUUCGUUCCCAAUGAUAUUAUACAUGUUGAUAGCAGCCUUUUGGGUUUUACACCAGAUAACCAUAUGUGUCAUGAUGGUAAAUGAUCAGAUUAAAAUAAAUAAGAA
This is a messenger RNA of Pecten maximus, 6924 nucleotides long. Its product is annotated as serine/threonine-protein phosphatase with EF-hands 2-like. The coding region runs from base 936 to 3011 and encodes 691 amino acids. The record is from RefSeq and is a predicted model, not a curated record. Gene Ontology annotation, cellular component: cytosol; nucleus. Gene Ontology annotation, biological process: detection of stimulus involved in sensory perception. The transcript is spliced from 16 exons. Gene Ontology annotation, molecular function: iron ion binding; manganese ion binding; protein serine/threonine phosphatase activity. NCBI's taxonomy places the organism in Eukaryota, Metazoa, Mollusca, Bivalvia, Pectinida, Pectinidae.